AUGAAGAUUAUUGCGAAAGUAACCAUCCUCUUGCUUCACCUCGGAACAGGAGCAGCCUAUCGGCGUCGUCUAAAGGGCGAAUCGCCCUCCAAUGCUGGUCUUCCAACUUGGAGUCCUUCCAUGAAACCAACAAAAGUAGACUUGAAGGUUGGAAAAGAAAAAGGCGUCGCUAGCAAUCCCGGCAAUGACGAGCUCCCGGAGGUCACAUCUAUAGCACCCGCGGAUUCUAAAGGAGAUCCGAAGGGCAGCAAGGAUGCUCAGCCCUCACUUCGACCAACUAUGCUUUCAAUUCAACCCGACCCAUCACUGGUGCUCACGCUCCCACCAACCAAGGACCCAAAAGGAUCCACAGAUCCAAAGGGCGCUCCAGAAGACUUGGGCACUCUGGACGAAAGCACGGGACUUGAAGAACCAAAGGGAGCUCCAAAGGGAUCGGGUACAGUGGAUGACACCGAUUCCGAUACAAUGGAUGACAAAGAGUUUGAGUCAAAGGGAGCUCCAAAGGGUUCGGGUGAAGUAGAUGAUAUCGGCUCCGACGCCGCGGAUAACACACAGUUUGAACCAAAGGGAGCUCCAAAGGGCUCGGGUGCUGUAGACGACACAGAGUCUGAGCCAAAGGGGACUCCAAAGGGAGUAGACACUGAGAAAGAGGCAGGACUUGCACCUAAGGGAGCACCAAAAGGUUCGGGUACAGACGAAGACACGGGAGCUGAUCCAAAGGGAGCACCAAAGAAGGGUCCAGAUUCAAACGUACCCCCAACCAAGAAGGCAUCGGCACCUGUUGAAGUUCACAUGAUUGGUGUGAAAGUAGCUUCCAAGCACAAUGGUAGUGCCGUAGUUGUCAGCACCACUGACGACUGUUCUGCAGCAGCAAGCAAUAAUAUGAUGGCAAAGAAGCUUGCGUUCUCUACCCCGUGUUCAGACCCAACAGUUUGCGGAAUUACGGGAGGUACCAAGAAGGGAGCAGGAAAGCGGAAUUUGAAAAAGGGUUCCUGCAGCAAGUCUUCAAAGUCAAGCUCCAAAAAGAGACAUAUUUGA
Cylindrotheca closterium is the source of this 1038-nucleotide messenger RNA. Lineage: Eukaryota; Bacillariophyta; Bacillariophyceae; Bacillariales; Bacillariaceae. The record is from the annotation of a GenBank genome assembly.